CACAAAUCCCAUCCCAUCUCCCCGUCAGCUGCUUCCAUCGUUCCCAACGCUCCUCUUUUCCUCUUCGUUUUCUGCCAAUCCACCUUCCCAUCCCUCCCGACCUUCCCAACCAGCAGAUCUCCUUCCCGACAGCGUCCGCAGCCCUCAGCGACGUGUGAGAAGAGAUCUGCCAUUCUCUCGUGUCGGUUAGCUUCCCGCUGGGCCAACCAACCAUAGCAUCCCUUCAUUCGACCGCGAGAAUGCCUUCAGCCGCCAUGCUCCUCGCCCAUCUGUCGGCUCUCGCCCUGUUUCUCUUCGUCGGCGUGACGCACGCCCUGCGCCGCCAUGUCGUCAGCCACAACAUGCUGGUGGUGGGCUCUGAUGCAGCCCCGAGCAGCAUCAGCAUCGCUGUGGCCGACCCCUGCAGCGAGAGCGACAACCACACCCUCUGUCUGCCGUCCGUCGCCCCUCCCCCACCUCCCCCUGAGGUCGGGACCAACGACCUCGACGACGAGAACGUCGACGUGUGCGCGUCCAUGGAGGGGGAGCACAACAUGACGGUGUGUGAGGCGGUGGGCACCGACGAGGACCAGAUAGAUGAGCGCCUCUUCCCCUUCAACGGCACCAAGUCGGGGCUGCCCGCUGCCGGCCUGCGGCCCUUUAGCUUCCUGCAGUUUAGGUAUGGGCCUCCCCGUAGACCCCUCGUGAGGAGGGCGGGACGAAGCGGAUCUACGGCUCCGGAAACCGGUGAGCCAACAAACACCACACGCACAAGCACACCGGGAGAUGCAUGGGUGUCUUUGUGUUGGUGAUGGUGUGGUGUGCGAUGUGUCAGAGUCUCCGGCCCCUGUGGAGUCCGAGGCCUCCGAGUCCCGCGAGCUGACCGGCACCGCCCCCGCCCAUGGCGAGUGCCCCACGGACCUGCCCAGCGAUGCGGCCAAGGGGACGUCAAACCACGGCGAUGACCCAUUCAUUACACGUAACCACAACACUCCACACCACACCACACCGCUUAAGCGGGGAGAGAGCGGCUGCUCAUGUUUUGUUCGUCUUGGUGCGCGUGUGUGCAUCGUCCGUCAGAGUUGUUUUGCGAGCAGAACGAGUACCGUCGCGCCGCCGGUUUGUCGGUCCUGACAUGGGACGAUGCGCUGGCGGGUUUUUCCAAGACGUAUCUGUUUCAGCUGGAUAGAGAGGGAUGCGCAUUCCACCACUCGUCACUCUCACAGAGAAAACAGGUACGUGCGUCAUAUGGACACAACACAACACAUAACGACAUACAGAUACGGUGGAUGUGCUGAUGUGGUUGUGGUUGUGUGUGUGUGUGUGUGCAGAUCGGUGCGUUCCGCCACCCUGGCGAGAAUUUGUAUCGCGGCAAGGGCGUGGCGCCCACCGGCGGACGAGUGGCCAAGCUGUGGUACGACGAGAUACACUGCUACCGGUACAGACAACACACCACACACCACACAGCACACACACCCCCACACAGACUCGGACGGGCGCAAACACCCAUCCGUGUGUGUUCUUUCCGUCUGUGUGUGUGCAGCCACGGUCCGGUGGGCAACGGGUGCACCAAGGUGUGCGAUCGUCGGUGCAGCCAAGGAUCCAUCUCAUGCCAAGUUGGACACUUCACACAACUCAUGUGGCAGGUACGGUCGACCGACCACACACACAACCCUCCUCGACCAGAAAUGUCCUCACUUGCGCUGCGCUGUGUGUGUGUGUGGGUCAGAGUCACACUCACAUGGGCUGUGCCCGUCACCAGUGCCGCGGGAGCACAUACCUGGUGUCCUGCCACUACGGCAACAUCGACGGCAUGGGCGGCAACGUAUACGGACAGCUGCCCUUCGACGACGCCUGCCGGGCACGACUCAACAUACAAUCCUGCUAGCCGGCCGCCCGGCCACAUGGCCACACUGUGGCCACGUAGAUGUAGCAUUGCAUAGCUAUAGCUGCCUGCCCAGCUAGACAGAGGGAGUGAGGGCACGGGUUUUGUUUGUGUGUGAAGGUGCGGCGAAAUGAAGUGACUGCUGUAUGUGUGUGUGCGAGGAAAUGAAGCUGGGCAGCCCUGGGCAGCCUUCCGGUGCGAAAUGCAGCAGCUGGGUGUACAGGCCAGGCCAAUAGAGAGAAGUCGCUGAGUGGGUAGGUGGGUGGCUGUUUUGGUGUUUUUGUCCAUCUGUGUGUGUGUGUAGACGAGGGGGGAUACGUAGGUGUAUAUACAGACAGCUUCGCUUGCUGGUGCGUUUCACUCCAACGGGUGGGUUGCGCCGUGGGUUCUCUUCUGCCGGUCGGAUGGGUCGCUGCAGCUGUUGAUAUUGGUCGACGCCGGUGAAGCAUGGACUGACGCUGUAUUUGCAAGGGCGUCAGUCGUGUCACCAGCGUUGGGACAAACGUACACAGCCAGCCGCAGCCAACACCCCACUGUGCGUGUGUACGUUCGUUCGUCCCAACGGGGGGGGUGGGCUUCGUUCGUUUGAGCUGCGUUGAAGCUGCGGUGGUCUGAAGGAGGUGACCUGGAUGAGUAUCUAAUUAUUAAUUGCAUCAGCUGCUGAUGCAAUUAAUUGAUGCAAUUGAUGGUCAGACACUCAUCCAGGUCACCUCCUUCAGACCGCGCAUUCAUUCCGGUGUUCUGUUUGUCGUUUGUCCGCUUUGCCGGCCAGUGGAUGAGGACGGUCUGCCUUCGCUAUAUAUGCGCACAUGGUUAUCCUUCUGUGGAGCAGCGAGGUGUGUUGCGUCUUCGGACGGACAGGUCCGCUCGUUUGUCUGUGGGUGUGUAUCAGACGCUCUACAUACACCAGUGAAUCAUGCUCUUUAUUGCAGCUUGCAACAAGUAAAACAAUCAUCUCGCGUUCUGG
This is a messenger RNA of Vitrella brassicaformis, 2831 nucleotides long. The record is from the annotation of a GenBank genome assembly. NCBI's taxonomy places the organism in Eukaryota, Vitrellaceae.